Corticium candelabrum is the source of this 2438-nucleotide messenger RNA. Its product is annotated as probable serine/threonine-protein kinase DDB_G0281745. Bases 1 to 2205 code for a protein of 734 amino acids. The transcript is spliced from 10 exons. NCBI's taxonomy places the organism in Eukaryota, Metazoa, Porifera, Homoscleromorpha, Homosclerophorida, Plakinidae. Gene Ontology annotation, biological process: actin filament organization; protein phosphorylation. The record is from RefSeq and is a predicted model, not a curated record. Gene Ontology annotation, molecular function: protein binding; protein serine/threonine kinase activity; ATP binding.
AUGAAUAGGGAGUUAGUGGCAGCAGUGAGGAGGAACAAUGUUAGUGAGGUUCAAAGACUUUUAGAGGCAGGAGCCUCGCCAGAUGCGUGUACUGACAAGGGAUCCCCUAUACUAAUGAUAGCUUGUGGGAAUGGCUGCAAUUCCAUUGUUCAAUUGUUGCUAGAGAAUAGACCAAAUGUGAACAAAGCUAAUCAUGAUGGUUGGACUGCUUUGAUGAGAGCAGCAGAUUAUGGUUAUGAUUCCCUAAUUCUUAUGUUAUUAUCAGCUAAUGCUGAUGUUAAUCAAAAGGAUGAGGCUAAAUGGACAGCAUUGCAUCAUGCUGCACGCAACAAUCACUCCAACGUUGUUCGUGUUCUGUUAGCGAAUGGAUGUGAUAUCAGUAUAGAAGACAUUGAUGGAGAAACUGCACUGCAAGUGGCAGAGGGAUGGAAUAGCAAAGAUGCUGCAGAUGCAAUAAACUCUCUUGCUGUAGAUUGUGUGAGAGUCAAGUAUGGCAGUACCGUAAGAGUAGGGAAAGGUCAUCGAAAAAGGAUGUCAAAGAGCAACGUUCCAGGUCCUAGCAACUUCGUUCAUGUUCAGCAUGUGGGUUUUGACCCAGAAAAAGGUUUUGAUUUGAACAACAUUGAUCCUGCUUGGUCGGCUUUGUUCAGUGCAGUCGGGGUUACAAAGGAACAGCUGCAAGAUAAAGAGACAGCUCAGUUCAUUUACGAUUUUGUUCAAUCUCAGGGAAGCAUUGAAGUUGCAACCAAGCAGCUCAAGCGGAGUGCACCACCACCGCCACCACCAUUUCCAAGAACACGUGGUUUACCUCCUGCUCCUCGUGGAGCAAAGCAUAUUGCACAUCGUGUACCUCCUCCUCCAUCAGCUCGUGGACAAGCUUCUUCGCUUCCAUCUCAAGGAGUGGCUCCACCUUCACCUACAACACCUUCACUCAUACAACAAUCUCCAAGAGAGGGAACGAGUAAGGUAGAUGAGCCGCUAGUACAACAGCUGAUUCAACAAAUGGAACAACUGACGCAUGAUAAAGAUAGGCAAAUGGAUGAAGUCAGACAACAAAACACAGCAGCUCUACAGAGGGUAUUGAGAGAUGAGCAACAGCAGAGAGAACGCGCAGUUGAUGAAGAAAGAAGGAAGAAAGAAGAGCUACGGCAACGAUUACAACAGGAGCAAGACAACAUUCAGAAGGAUCUUGAUGAAGCUCGACAACAAAAUGAGCGAAUUAGGGAAGAAAAGGACAAUAUUCAGCGAUUACUAAAUGAAGAACAGAGACAAAAGGCUACCGUUGUAGAGAUGCUUUCAGAUGCUGAUUCAGCAAUUGCACGAUACCAGCAAGCACAAGAAAAUGAAGUUCUCAAUAUUCCUUCACAUGACAUUCAAUUGACUGGCACAGAACUAGGACGUGGAUCAUACGGAGUUGUUUGUGUUGGAUAUUGGCGUGGCUGUCCUGUUGCUGUCAAACUGUUGUAUGAUCAUUUGGCUGCUGUUCAACGCAACAUUUAUCUUGUCCAACAAGAAGCAUCUGUAGCAUGGAAGAUACAUCAUCCAAAUAUUGCUGCUGUUUGUGGUGUCACUCUGGAGUUAGAAGAGAAGAAGGCAUGGAUUAUCAUGGAAUUACAAAGCGGCUCAAUGUCUGCUGUGAUUGAUGCAUGUCAAGGAGAUGUUGCACCUCUCACUCUACGAGAAAAAGUCGACAUGACACAUGAUUUUUUGUGUGGACUGGAUUAUAUUCACAACAUGCAACCUAAGGAGAUUCUUCACGGUGACAUCUGUCCAAGGAACAUCCUGGUUACAGCAACGAUGAGAGCCAAACUGGGUGAUCUAGGAGCUGCUCGUUUUAAAGAUGCUUCACUUUCAGUUGGUCUGCUCAGUCCACAGUACACACCUCCUGAAAGAUUUGAUGUUCCAACUUUACCAAAAUGCAAGAAAACUGACAUGUACAGUGUUGGUGUGACCAUAUGUGAGCUCUUCACUACUGUUCCUCCAAAUCGUCAAAAAAGAAUGGAGCAAGUCUUACUCGUCCGUCAGAUAAAUGUUCGGGCUCUAUGCAAACACCUGAUGAGAGAUGAUUCUGCCACACGACCAACAGCAACAGAAGCCCGUCAUAUCAUUAGUCGUAUUCGUGAUACAAACGAGUAUAAAGCAUGUCCUCCUAAACGAAUGGUAAAGGGCAAGAUGGAUGGAAUAGCUGAUGUCACUCUCGUUUAGUCCAUUUGGUGAAGUUGACAUUUGAUUGAAGCAUGUGUUUGUUACUUGACACCAUUUAUAUGUUGUUACAAGGUAUUCACUUAGCAUUGUAUUGCACUUAGCUUUGUAUUGCAUUUUGUUAUGCUAUUGAUCAGACAUUGUACAACUAGCAUGUUGUGCAGUUCGAACUUUGACAUUGCUAUCAUGUAUUUGUAGUUUUGAUGUAUCACUUUGUCACGUGACUUGAUAUUAAA